Strongylus vulgaris is the source of this 360-nucleotide messenger RNA. Lineage: Eukaryota; Metazoa; Nematoda; Chromadorea; Rhabditida; Strongylidae. The record is from the annotation of a GenBank genome assembly.
CCAGAAGCGCCUAAUAGACCGAAGGAAGAUGAAUGGAAACCAUAUAUGAACGAACGUGCUCCUUUAAGGUGCGGCGAUGAAGUCGACCUUCGAUCAGAGAAAACAGGUACAUUAGCGGUUGGUGAUUGCUUUGAUUUCAGUAGCCAUUCGCUUUCAGGAAAGACGAAAGCAACUCCAGAAGCUUCAUGUCCACGAAAACGAAAAGACCUGCAUUACAUCUGCCUACAGGCAAUGGCAAUAUUUAUUUUCAUUCUUUGCCAAGUAUUUCUGGUCGUCAUCUUAAUUACAGCGCUACACAUGAACAACACGUUAAAUUAUUUCGAAGCGCUUGUUCCACCCCAAUGCACGAAUAAGAAAUGA